Messenger RNA from Metarhizium brunneum ARSEF 3297, 1866 nucleotides. RefSeq names its product Serine/threonine-protein kinase ksp1 (gene ksp1). The record is from RefSeq and is a predicted model, not a curated record. Gene Ontology annotation, molecular function: protein kinase activity; ATP binding. Gene Ontology annotation, biological process: protein phosphorylation. NCBI's taxonomy places the organism in Eukaryota, Fungi, Ascomycota, Sordariomycetes, Hypocreales, Clavicipitaceae.
AUGGAGUGUCUUAGGGACAGGUUCGUCGGUGGUGUUCUUCUCGAUGGUCGCUAUGAGACAAUUUCACCGCUCAAUCACGGGUCAUUUGGCAUGGUCUUCAUGGCCCGGGAUUCGAUGACGAGCCAAACUGUGGCCAUCAAAUGCUUGACCAAAAAGGCUGCCCCAUGCGAAGCUGGUCUAGAGUUUGCUGUUGAUGACAAGUCUGAAGAACUGGCUCUCCACAGCAAUCUCGGAUCUCAUGAAAACAUUGUCAAUUUGCUCCACUCCUUUGAGACGGACGCCCACGUUUACCUUGUCAUGGAGUUUUGUUCUCAGGGCGACUUGUACGAAGCGAUCAGGAACGGGCAUGGGCCUCUACAGACGGAGCAUGUUCGACAGUUCAUGUUGCAGCUUGUUGAUGCCGUCACGUACAUUCACUCAAAGGGUGUAUAUCACCGCGACAUCAAACCUGAAAACAUCUUUCUCACCCAGGAUGGUGCAGUGAAGCUCGGUGACUUCGGUCUUGCAACUAAAGAUAAAUGGUCGUACGAGAUGACUGUUGGUAGCGAUCGCUACAUGGCCCCGGAGCAAUUCGACUCUGCCGGCGCAGGAUACUCCCCUGCAGAGGCAGACAUAUGGGCCAUUGGCAUUUGUUUGCUUAACAUUCUGUUCUCACGCAACCCCUUCACUACACCAACCGAAGCGGAUCCACUCUUCUUGGACUUUUCUCGCGACAAACAGAGCCUUUUCGACGUAUUUCCGGCUAUGUCACAGGACACGUACGAGGUCAUUGUCCAUUGCAUGAAUUUGGACCCCAGAAGACGAUCGUUGGAAGGCGCCCGUGACGCUCUUCUCCGCGUAGUGAGCUUCACUACUGAGGAUGAGUCAUUGGACGACUUCUGCGGAGCAGAGAAGACAACGGUUGCGUCUGCCAACCGUGAGCCUCUUCGUACUCCAUCUAUCCAGAGUCCUCAUGUUGAUAGCCACACUGGUGCUUUCCCGUGGGCGAGGGCUCUUCACGAUAGCCCGCACCGUCAGACUCGACAGCUGAGUGCCAUCCCUGACAAUGAGAGUUACACUGAAGACUUGUUUUCCAAGUCUGGUGAGACUAUUGAUUGGUGCUCGGCUAGCAUCCAGACUCCGUCUAUGUCGUCUAUGCUAGGUUCUCAGUUGGAUGUGUCAAUGAGAUCACUUGCCAUCAACAAGCCUUCUCGCCCCAACGUGUCCCCAGCUGCUGGGUCGAUGCCAAUUACAAUGGCGAAGCCCCUUGCCUUAUCCAUGUCGACCGUGUUUGGCCGUCGAAAAGAUGCUGUUUCCAAAAGCUGGAGUGACAUGUGGGAUGAGGACGAGGAAGAACACGAAGAACAAAUGAAAGAUCUUCAGGAGUUGAACUCUAGGACAUGGAGCCAUGAGAGUAGGACCGAGGUGAAGAAGGUUGACAACCAGGACUCUCCUCCCGCCUCGCACGUUACCAUUAAAGGGAAUGUGGAUGAUGACCUGGUUGCGGAUGGGUUCUUUUUCCAGGACUCUCCUGCAGUCAAACUGGUGUCAACCACGCCACGAUACUCUCCUCCAUCUAAACGAUUCAACUAUGAUAAAUGGGCUGCAUUGGGUGAGCGUCGGAGGGGUCAAGUCUGCAGUAUGGAAAUGGAAAAGUCGCCUGGCUUGAAGCCGCGACGUCAAUUUGGUUUUGGAUAUAAAUCUUAUGAAGCCGGCGUUUGGGAUCAUUCAACAUAUAACAACAAUAACAACAACACCACUAUGAGUAAGAAUUGGGGCAGAGAUCGAACUAAAGAAUGCCCUUGGAAUAAGGGAAGAGAUUGGAACUGGCGCCGAGAUCAUAAGCGCAAUGAUCUCGGGGACGUUGAGUGGGUUGGUGGUUGGUAG